This is a messenger RNA of Hippocampus comes (tiger tail seahorse), 3914 nucleotides long. RefSeq names its product lamin-A-like. NCBI's taxonomy places the organism in Eukaryota, Metazoa, Chordata, Actinopteri, Syngnathiformes, Syngnathidae. The record is from RefSeq and is a predicted model, not a curated record. Bases 1817 to 3751 code for a protein of 644 amino acids. Gene Ontology annotation, cellular component: nuclear envelope; nuclear lamina. Gene Ontology annotation, molecular function: structural constituent of cytoskeleton. Gene Ontology annotation, biological process: nuclear pore localization; protein localization to nuclear envelope; nuclear migration. The transcript is spliced from 13 exons.
GUUUUUUUUUUUUCCCCGACGCUGAGCCGCUGAUUAGUGCCGCAAAGUUGCCUUAUGUGCAAGAUAAAAUAAGGAGUGGACUCUCUUUUGAACAUUUAGCUUUAAUAUUGUUUUUGUUGUGCGUGUGUGUGUGUGUGUGUGUGCGCGCGCAUGAGAGCUGAUAAACGCUUUCCUGUCCAAGAUGUGAUUCCUAAACUUCCAGUUGCAUAUUUUCUUUUGUCUCCAGGGUAACGCAUGUUGAUUGGUUUUAGCUUUACGAUUGUAUAACACAAUGCCUGCCGCAUUUGAUCAAUAUCAACUUUUUGAUAGAACCUCUACAAGUGCGAGAUCACGUUUUUUUUACAUCAGGGUACCAGUAUUUCAAGAGUUUGUCCAUGUGAUCACCGUGAUCCAAUACGGGUUUUUCCUUAGACCACAUGACAUAGCCAAGGCACUUGGAUGACGUCACAUUUGAACCCAAAGCAUUUUGAAACGAUUAAAGACCUUCAAAGGCAAAGCAGAGAGAACAAAAUUAACUUGCUAAAAAGGAUCAAAAGAUGAUACGUUAAAAAGCAAAGUAAAGAGAGGGAAAACAAAUUAGCAUUCUAAAAAGCAGUGAAAUAAAUUUUAAUGCUUAAAAGACCAUCAUCAAAGGUCUUCUUUGGCAAUUUAUCCCACUUGCAUGCACCAAAACAGUGCGACGCUGCUUCACCAUAUUCGCUUUGCAACCCACUAACUGACCCGAGUCCCCAGAUCCUAGAACCCUACUGGGUUUAUAUUCAAUUAGCUUUUAUUUAAUGUGUUCGGGGCCCAAACCAUUCAGGGAUUUAAAGACCACUCCCAGAAUUUUUUCCAAGCAUGUUUGACCCAAGUCAAAUCUUGAUUGUUCCGGCAAUAUUAUUCAAGAUUUGUUCAUCAAUGCAACCAUUUAAAAUAAAGAGAAUGCACAUUUGCACGGUGGGUGAACCAUAGUCCCAUAUUCUACAUGUGGUUUACCUUUGUUGGGAUGUUUCAGACCGUUUAGUCCAGCCAUAGCUUCAAAGUGGAAGGUCUUCACCCAAAGCUGCUGUCUAGUCCUGGGCGGAGAAACUGUGUUAUGUAAUUCGGAAUGGCUCCCUCACAGACACAUUGAGAGAUCAGUGGGGGAAAACAAAAGAUUUACUUGGCUGUUUAAUUUCACACUUGGUGGCCAAGCCCUCCUAAGAUCCACUCUUAAAUUAUGAAUGGAGCUUAAUAGAGUCAUUGAAAGUGCAGUGGUCCAAUUGCCUGACUUCCUCGCAGGCAGCUGGGCUUUCGUUCCCCACUCCACGGCAAUGCGAAUGCAUUUUUGGAAGAUUGGUUUGGAAAUGAAUGAAGAAAACACGUCAUUGAUGUCAGUGAAUGUUUGAAAACUGAAAAGAACGUCGACUGAUUUGCGCCUCGAACCCGAAAAACCUCGGCCGUCUGGUGCCAGAUAUUCGAAUUUAAAUGCAUCGUUCCUGAAAUGGAAGAAUCCACAGAAGUUGAGGGGAUUUGUUAACAUACAAUUACAAAAAAAAAAAAAAUGAAUUGACUUCAAUCACAAGAAAUAGCUGCAGAGGGUGACUCAUUUGUUCAGACCGCAGACCAGAAAGACAGAGAUGGAGAGGAACAAACCACCCCCGAGUGGCUGCCAAACUUUUUAGGGCCGGUCUCCUCUUCACCCCUCCCAUCUCAUUCUUUCCUUUGGGCACUCGGAUAUAUUCAUACAGUUAUACACAUAGUGACUGUGCGAACGGUGCUGGUGAUCUCAAAGGGACCCUGCGAUCUCUCCAGAGUAAAUAUUCUACGAUUCCAAAGGCAGAAGCAAGCUCAAGAGAUGGCCACACCAAAAAACACUCCUCGGGGCGCAAACUCCCCGCUCUCCCCCAACCGCAUCACGCGUCUUCAGGAGAAAGAAGAUCUCAGCAACCUCAACGAUCGUCUGGCCGUUUACAUCGACAAGGUCCGUUCCCUGGAGAUCGAGAACGCCGGCCUGCGUCUGCGCAUCACCGAAUCCGAGACGGAGGUCUCGCGCGAGCUGACGGGUCUGAAGGCCGCCUACGAGACGGAGCUGGCGGAUGCCCGUAAGACUUUGGACUCGGUGGCCAAGGAGCGUGCACGCCUACAGCUGGAGGUGGGCAAGCUGCGAGAGGAAUACAAGGAGCUGAAAGCAAGGAACACGAAAAAAGAAUCGGAUCUGUCAGGAGCGCUGCAGCGGCUCAAAGACUUGGAGGCCUUGCUGAACUCCAAGGAUGCGUCUUUGACCACCGCGUUAGGAGAAAAGCGCAGCCUCGAGACAGAAAACAGGGACCUGAAGACACAGGUUGCCAAGCUUGACACCAGCCUGGCGGAUGCCAGAAAGCAGCUGCAGGAUGAGAUGCUUAGGAGGGUGGAUGGAGAGAAUCGCCUUCAGACCCUCAAGGAGGAACUGGAGUUCCAGAAGAACCUCCAUUCUGAGGAGCUGCGCGAGGUCAAGCGCCGCCACGAGUCCCGCAUGGUGGAGUUGGACACCGGCCACCAGCAAGACUUUGAAAGCAAACUGGCCGAUGCUUUGAUGGAGAUGCGAAGCCAGCAUGAACUUCAAAUUAAACUCUACAAGGAGGAGCUGGAGAAGACCUACAACUCCAAGCUGGAAGGCGCACGUCAAUCAGCCGACCGGAGCAGCCAUCUGGUGGGCGCGGCGCACGAGGAGCUCCAGCAGACGCGGGUCCGUCUGGAGUCCGUGUCGGCUCAGUUGAGCCAGCUGCAGAAGCAGCUUGCAGCCCGUGACGCAAAGGUGAAGGACCUGGAGGAGGCUCUGUCGAGAGAGCGGGACACCAUGCGUCGCCUCCUGGGAGAGAAAGACCGAGAAAUGGCUGAGAUCAGACAGCGGAUGCAACAGCAGCUGGACGAAUAUCAAGAGCUGAUGGAUGUCAAGCUGGCUCUCGAUAUGGAGAUCGGCGCCUACCGCAAGUUGCUCGAGGGCGAGGAGGAGAGGCUGCGUCUCUCUCCAAGCCCGCCCCCGACAAGGAUGGCAGCGAGUCGCUCCUCGACCGCGUCGGCUCAUUGCCGUUCCUUCAGCUGCGGUGCUCAGAACUCGGCCACCAAGAGGAGGCGUCCCAACGACACGGACAGCGAGGCUUCAAGCUUCGCCGGAGGUGCCGUGGCACGUACCCGCAUUACCCAGCAGGCCUCUGCCAGUGGCCGCGUCACCGUGGAUGAGGUGGACCAGGAUGGCAAAUAUGUCCGACUCAGCAAUAAAGCAGAUGAGGAUCAGAAUUUAGGGAACUGGCAGGUGAAGCGACAGGUCGGAUCUUCUGCACCGAUUGCAUUCAAGUUUCCCUCAAAGUUCAUCUUGAAGGCCGGCCAGAGAGUCACGAUCUGGGCGGCUGCUGCUGGGGGAAGCCACAAUCCUCCCUCUGACCUGGUCUGGAAGACACAGCCCAACUGGGGCACCGGAGACCAGUUCCAGACCACCUUGAUCAGCUCUAAUGGAGAGGAAAUGGCGAUGAGGAAAGUGACUCGCACACAUUUGGAAGAGGAUGAUGAUGACAUGCAGGUGGCUCACAGCACCUGUGGGGACAGCGAAUACAAUCUGCGUAGUCGUACAGUUCUGUGCGGCUCCUGCGGCUUCCCCUCGGACAAAUCCAACGGCUGCAGCUCCGUGUCUUCGGCUUCCCGCUCCUUCCGCACCGGCGGCAUCUCGGAGGGGUUGUUGCCCCAUUCCUAUGUGUUCAGUAGUAGCACACCACGCAAGAGUGGAACCCGAAUUGAGAGCUGUCCAAUAAUGUGAGCCCCCGGAUCUUUGAUUUUCAUUUUCCAUUCCAAUUCAUUUUCUAUAUUUGGGGUACUUUUAUAUCAUUUUCUACAUGUAGUCUGCAAAAGUAUUUACGCAAAUGUACAUAGGCAUGCUUAUGGAAACCGGUUAGCCAACCGACAAUAAAAUAUGAACAAUA